Messenger RNA from Ostrea edulis (European flat oyster), 6065 nucleotides. RefSeq names its product dual specificity calcium/calmodulin-dependent 3',5'-cyclic nucleotide phosphodiesterase 1A-like. Gene Ontology annotation, biological process: signal transduction. Gene Ontology annotation, molecular function: 3',5'-cyclic-AMP phosphodiesterase activity. The transcript is spliced from 17 exons. Lineage: Eukaryota; Metazoa; Mollusca; Bivalvia; Ostreida; Ostreidae. The record is from RefSeq and is a predicted model, not a curated record. Bases 3512 to 5686 code for a protein of 724 amino acids.
GUUCAACUUCACGCAUUUUCAACCCCCGGGGGUCAGAGUGGGGCCACAAUCAGGGAUCAAAGUUUUACAUGGGAAUAUAUAGUAAAAAAAAAUGUGUGAAAAUUGUCUUGUGAACAACAGCCAUGUUUAUAGGCAAACAUCUUCAGGUAAUACAGAUUCAAAGUUAAUGAAAUCAAUGAUCCUGCAAUGCAAACAUCACAAUGUUUUGUGCAAAUUCAUAUUUCACUAGGGUUGGCUUAAAUAGAGUAUCAAAGUAUAUAAGUAACAGGACCACACUAAAUCAUAUCAAUAUGCAAAUGUUCAGAAUUCAGCGUUGUUGGGAUUUUAGUGGACCCUCACUAGGAUAUAGGUUUAAAAUCAGGAAUCAAAUGUUACAUAAUUACUACAUUAAUAUAGAGGAAAACAUCUUCUAGAAAAUGAAGACCGCAUUAGUCAUACUGAUUUAGAGUCAUCCCCAUGUUGUGAUUCAGGUUGAUAUUAGUCACAACCUCCUGCGGCUGGGUUGGGGUCAAUUAAAGAGGGAAAAGACGUUUUGAAAAUGUUCUGGAAGAACCGGCCACAGCCGAGGUGACUCGGGUGAGCAAUGUGGUCCAUGGACGUAUUGUUGCUCUUUUUUUAUUACUUGGUGACAUCAGUUAGAUCAGAUGUAAAAUGCAUUUUUUGAAACCUGAAUGCAUCGUAAACUCUAUGCAGGUCAAGGCAGAAGUGUGCUUUAAUUCUAAUGUUCGCGCCUGUCAACAUGAAACACAAGGAACAGAAAUAUAACCUUGAUUUGACAUUUUAGAUUUUUUGCCUUUGAAUACUAGAGUAUGUGGACUUUCGUGUUAUUCAUUGAUCUGAGACAGCUGAGUGUAAUUAAAUUGCCCAAUACUGGGCCACUUAUUUCUGCAAAUGAAAUAGUCUCAAGAGUUUUAAAAUAGAAUUUGGCCAUUAUCCCUAUACACUUUUUAUGUGACACAUAAUAUUACAAAAAUUUAUAUCUGAAAAAUGAAUUAAAUUGAAUAAGAUCAAAGUAAAAGAAAGUAUAAUGAAAAUCUGAAGAAAACAAACAAACAAACAAAACAAACAAGAGGCCCAUGGGCCACAUCUCUCACCUGAGUCACCUUGGCCCAUAUCUGAAGACUUUCCAUAUAUAUUUGCAUGUAAAACCUUAGUCCCUAUUAUGGCCCCAACCUACCCAUGGACAGGCCAUGAUUUUUGCAAACUUGGAUCUAUACACAAUGUCAGAAAUCUUUCAUGUAAAUGUUAACUUUGGCCCAAUGGUUCUUGAAAAGAAGAUUUUUAAAGACUUUUCCUAUAUUUAUAUGUAAAACUUUGAUCCCCUAUUGUGGCCCCAUCUUACCCCCGGGGGCCAUGAUUUGAACAAACAUGAAUCUACACUAUGUCAGAAAGCUUUCAUGUAAAUAUCAGCUUUUCUGGCUCAGUGGUCCUUGAGAAGAUUUUUAAAGAUUUUCCCUAUAUAUUUGUAUGUAAAACUUUGAUCCCCCCUUGUGGCCCCAUUCUACCCCCGGGGCAAUUAUUUGAACAAACUUGAAUCUACACUAUGUCAGAAAGCUUUCAUGUAAAUAUCAGCUUUUCUGGCUCAGUGGUUCUUGAGAAGAAGAUUUUUAAAGAUUUUUCCUAUAUAUUUGUAUCUAAAACUUUGAUCCCCCCUUGUGGCCCCAUCCUACCCCCGGGGGCCAUAAUUUGAAAAAUUUAGAAUCUGCACUACCUAAUAAAGCUUAUCUAUAAAUUUCAUAUUUUCUGGCCCAGUGGUUCUUGAGAAGAAGAUUUUUUAAUGACCCUACCCUAUUUUUACCUUUUCUUGAUUAUCUCCCCUUGGAAGGUGGCCUGGCCCUUUAUUUUAACACUUUAGAAUUCCCUUUACCUAAGGAUGCUUUGUGCCAACUUUGGUUGAAAUUGGCCCAGUGGUUGUUGAGAAAAAGUCAAAAAUGUUAAAAGUUUACAGACGGACCGAUGGACGCCCGACUAUGGGUGAUCAGAAAAGCUCACUUGAGCUUUCAGCUCAGGUGAGCUAAUAAUGUAUUAAUUUGUAACAUCAAGUAUAAGUAUUGUAUUGAAACCUCCAGUUGGUUGGAAUAUUGGUAGGCUUCACUCUGUUGUAACAAUUGCAGCAAAUCCUAAGUUUAAAGAUUCAGAAAAUCUUUAGAUUCAUUGAAUUUGAAACUUAUUUAAUGCCAAUGAAUUCUGAGCUUGAUAAAUGAUGACCUUCCAUGGCAAGGCAUAUCUGUAAACAAUAUGCAUGCUUAGCUUGGUCAAAUAUUGCUUUCAUUCUUGUUUACUGAAUGCAUGUCCAUGGUGGGUUUGAUUAUGGGUAUUACUAUGCUGACUUGAAGCAUCCAGCAUCAUCACUGAUAAUAUCAAUAAUUUUUAAUUUGCUUUGUCCUUUAAAACUUAAUUCAAUUAUCAUUAAAAAUUGCAAGGGCAUCUUCAUUACUACAGAAAUGAAUAGCAAAUAUUUAGAGAUGAAGAUUGAAUGCUCUAUAACAUGCAGAUUAAACACAGAUUUUCUGUUUGUACAGUAAGCAAUCUGGCCUUUAAUUGCAUGACUGAAUUAUGAAAAAGAAAAUGUUCAUAUUAAUGAAUUCCUCUGAUGAUUGGAAACAUAUAAUGCUGUGCUCUCAAUCUGUAUUAAGUAUAGAACUCUUACAAAAAAUUACAGCAGUCACAAAAGAGGCCUUUUAAUACCAGGGACACAGUGAGAGAUAUUAUGGAUGGACAUACAGAAAGCAAUUGAUUUACAUUCAACUGUCUUUUUUCAAGUUAGGAAACUUGAGAGUGCCAAUUUGAUUUUGUGAAGUAUUCUAUACACAAUUCAAUGAACAGCUAUUCAUCCUCUCGUUAUCUGUAAAAAAAAAAAAAAAAAAAAAAAAAAAAAAAAAAAUUAUUUAUCUACAAGUUGUCAUGAACUGAGGGAGUUUUGUUAAAUUUAUUGAUGAGGCAAUAUCUAUUGUGUAGUUCUGGUCUGAUGGAAAAUGCCAAGACAUGUACAAGAGCAGAUAAAAAAAAAAAAAAGGAAACUUGGCUUCUGAGGUUUUAACAGCCAAAUUGUCAUAAUCAAUAGAAAUCUUGUAGAUUUGAGAAGUAGGAUUGAAUGUGCUGAAUGAGAUAUAAAAUUGAUUGUGAUACUUUGUAACAGAGUUGCAAGGAAGUUGACACAAGAAAUGUGAAGGAUUUCCUACAGGUUAAGCACUCCAGUGAUCCGGACUCCGGCUUUCUAAUUAUUCCUCUUCAUUUGGAAUGUUAAUUCCACAGUGAUUUCAUCUGUUGUCGAAGAACUUCUCAAUGCCUGUCCAAUUGUCUAAAAUGAAUUGGAUUGCCUGUCACUUUGAAGGAAUGCUCUUAUUCGGUGACUUCUGACUUAGGGGUUGAACCGAGAAAGAGAUACUUCACCAACAUCUUGGCAUUUGUCUGGGAAAAGUUCACGAGAGUAGAAAGGAAAGGAAAAUUCAGGUUAUAUUCAAUCACUUGGUUUACUUGAGGUUUUCAAUUGACUCUGUGGAAUUCAUUGAUGACUGGUGAAAGUCUGUCAUUGAAAACAAAGGUUUCAGAUUCAUCGUAUUGUUGUACCCAGAACAGGCUGCUACACUUGGAUUUCCCAGUGCAUGUGAGUCCUAAAUUCCACCAAUAUUCACUCAAUCUGGCAGGGAAUUACUGUGAUAUCAAACAUGGUAAACUUACAAUACAAAAAGUCAAAGAGGAAAUGGACUUAGCCAAAUUUAAACCGGACCCCGAGCGUCCCCGGAUAUUUAUGUCCAAAAAUGGAAAGGUUGUCAUUGUGUUUCCAAAUGGAGAAAUUGUGGAAGUGGCUAAUCCUCCAGACCGAGCAAAAGAUGACUCCAGUGUAGGAGCCAAGAAUGGACAGUUGUCAAGGGCUGGUUCUUUGACUGUCCUGAGAAGAACAAACUCCAAAUCAAAAUUGCCCUCCACAAGUAGUAGUCGAACGUCGAGUAUCGCAGAAAGUGACUCGUACGCAAGUGUGGACCUUGGCACUGACAAACUUCCUCCAAUCGACACACCAGAAGCCUCUCAUGUUUGCUCAAUACGCUUACGAAAUAUUUUGAGAAGAAUACAGAAUGGAGAAGUUUCAAAAGAAGAUUUACACAAGAAUCUGGAAUAUGCAGCUUCUGUUCUGGAAUCCGUCUACAUUGACGAAACCAGUACUAGUAAGGACACUACCAAAAAUUCCGUAGAAACACCAACUUCCUUCCCUAAGUCGCCCCCAGAAAGACUUACUGAUGAGGACGAUGAACUCAGCGAAGUAGAACCCGAUGCAGUCCCCACAGAGGUCAGAGAUUGGUUGGCCUUAACCUUCACCAGGUCAAUGAGCAAUGUCCGGCGGAGAGGACUGGAAAAACCCAAAUUCCGCAGUGUUGCCCAUGCCAUUCGGGCGGGCAUCAUGGUGGACAGAAUUUACAGGAGGCUCUCCAGUUCUGCCACAUUACAUAUUCCCCCCGCUGUCUUGCAGCUCCUCAAGGGCAUGGACGAUUGGUCGUUCGAUGUGUUUUCAUUAAAUUCUGCUGCAGAUGGACACUCUCUGAAAUAUGUGGGUUAUGAACUGUUACAAAAAUAUGACUUGGUUACUAAAUAUAAGAUAAAUAGUUCUAUGUUGGACUCUUUCCUGCUGCAAUUAGAAGUGGGAUAUAGCAAGUACAAGAACCCAUACCAUAAUCUGGUCCACGGAGCGGACGUGGCUCAGACCGUGCACUAUAUCCUGUCCCAAAGUAAACUGGCACAUUGGUUAACAGACCUUGAAGUGUUUGCCACCAUCAUUGCAGCUUUGAUACAUGAUUAUGAACACACAGGAACUACCAAUAAUUUCCACAUUCAAACAGGGUCCGAAUUUGCUGUACUGUAUAAUGAUAAAGCUGUGCUGGAGAACCACCAUAUAUGUGCCUCAUUCCGAAUCAUGAGAUCAGAGGAAGCCAACAUUCUCAAUCACCUUAGUCGAGAGGAGUACAGAGAAUUCCGAGCUUUAGUGAUUGAAAUGGUGAUGGCAACAGAUAUGUCUUUCCACUUUCAACAAUUGAAGAACAUGAAGAACCUGCUAGGAAUGCCAGAGAACAUAGAUAAACAGAAGGCUCUGUCCCUGGUUCUACACUGUGCUGACAUCAGUCAUCCAGCAAAGGAUUGGAAUCUCCAUCGGCGCUGGACCAGCCAACUCCUGGAGGAGUUCUUCAAGCAGGGGGACCGGGAGCAGGAGCUGGGACUCGCCAUUUCCCCACUGUGUGACCGUGAGAAGACUCUGGUAGCUGAGUCACAGAUAGGUUUCAUUGAUUUCAUUGUUGACCCCAGUUUUGCUGUGAUGACAGAGAUGUUGGAGAAAAUUCUAACCCCUCUGCAGAAAGCAGCUCGAUCUGAGGACGCUAUCUCUGAAGAAGUGUUUGACAAAACAGACAAAAGUACGAGUACAAAUUCAUUACAUCGAGUGUGCAAUAAAGAGGCACGCUUGACCAGAAAGUCAGGUAAAUAUAUACUGUCCACGCCGUGGUCUGAUUGUUUAGCAGACAACAAAAACAAAUGGAAAGUUCAGGCUGCUAAAGAUGCUGAGGAAAGAAAGCAGAAAGAGGCAGAAGAGCUAUCAAAAGAAACCAGCAACACAAACAACAACACAACAAAACCUAUUGCUCCCCCUGGUGGGCCAACGCCAGCCGUGAGCUGUAGCGCAGGUAAGGGCGGGAACUAAAGCUCUCCGCCAAUCACUGGACAGCACUAUCCUCCAAUGGCAUUCACUCUCAGUAUUGUGUGCAAAAUCAUGCAACCAACCAGAAAAUUGUUGUUGUACAGCCUCUUAUCUCAAUGGAUCUUUCAACCUUUUGGGCAGCCUACAAUCUUCCAUCUGACCUUUGAACUCUGGUGAUUUUUUUUUUACUGGUUAAGAUAUGUGUAUAUAACUGUUAAAUAUGAAUAAAUUGAUAACAAAGAUGUUAUGUGAUAUAAUGAUGUAUAUGUAAUGUUAAUUCAGAAGAUUAUAGUGAUUUAAUGCCACGAAGGCAUGAUAUUAUUGAAGUAGUUGCAUUUUUCAUCACCUCAUUUUGUUUAUAAAAUAAAAUUGUUUGACUCUC